This is a messenger RNA of Adineta ricciae, 1098 nucleotides long. The record is from the annotation of a GenBank genome assembly. Lineage: Eukaryota; Metazoa; Rotifera; Eurotatoria; Adinetida; Adinetidae.
AUGACGCCGCAAGAUAGUCAGGUAGCUACGGAUGCAAGAAGCCAACGUAAGGUGGCUUUGAUUACUGGCAUUACAGGACAGGAUGGAAGUUAUCUGACUGAAUUUCUCCUGGAGAAAGGUUAUGAAGUACAUGGAGUCAUUCGACGUUCAAGUAGCUUCAAUACUGGCCGAAUUAACCAUCUCUAUGCAAAUCCUGCAUCACAUCAAGAAGGAGCAAUGAAAUUACACUAUGGUGACUUGAACGACAGUUCAUCAUUAGUUAAAAUUAUUGCUAGUGUCAAGCCAACUGAAAUCUAUAAUCUCGGUGCUAUGAGUCAUGUUAAAAUCUCAUUCGAUUUAAGUGAGUACACAGCUGAUGUGGAUGCUGUUGGUACUUUACGUAUCUUGGAUGCCAUUCGAACAUGUGGUCUUGAAAAAGAAGUUCGAUUUUAUCAAGCAUCGACAUCGGAGCUCUAUGGUAAAGUUCAAGAAAUUCCUCAGAGUGAAACAACACCCUUCUAUCCUCGAUCACCAUAUGCUGCUGCUAAAUUAUACGCUUAUUGGAUAACAAUCAAUUACCGUGAAGCCUACAAUAUGUUUGCAGUCAAUGGUAUUCUCUUCAAUCAUGAGUCACCACGACGAGGUGACAAUUUCGUCACACGCAAAAUUACACGAUCUGUGGCCAAAAUACAUCUUCAACAACAAGAAGUUCUCGAACUCGGUGCCUUGGACUCGAAACGUGAUUGGGGACAUGCUCGAGAUUAUAUUGAAGCCAUGUGGUUAAUGCUACAACAUGACACACCGGAAGAUUUCGUCAUCGCUACCGGGGAAACACACAGCGUUCGUGAAUUCGUCGAAGCGGCAUUUCAGGAAAUUGGCAAACGAAUUAUAUGGGAAGGUGAAGGCAUCAACGAAGUUGGAAAAGAAAAAGAUACGGGUGUCGUUCGUAUUAAAAUUAAUCCAAAAUAUUUUCGCCCAACAGAAGUCGAUCUUUUAAUUGGUAAUCCAAAGAAAGCGGAAGAAAAACUUCACUGGAAACCAAAGAUUACUUUUCGAGAAUUGGUUAAAGAGAUGGUUGCGGCUGAUAUUGCAUUAAUGAAAAAAGAUCCAACCGCUUAA